CUAAACUGCUAAGCGAUGACCUUCCCUCCCGCCACUCAGCGCCGGACCACCGAGGGCGAGCUCAUUGCCUGGCUUCAGCGAAAAAUCGCCCAGGCUCCGCCAUGUUUUCCCAGUGAGCAUGCGCGCGAGUACGCACGCACGCACGCACGCACGCACGCCCCAGCUCUAACCAAUCAGCGCCCACGUCGGCGUUCCGUUCAGCGCAGGGGCGGGGCGACUUUCUGCACAUGCGCACGGUUGGGUGGGCCUCGUUCCUUCUCGCCGAGCGCCGCCAACAUGGUGUUCAGGCGUUUCGUGGAGGUUGGCCGGGUGGCCUACGUCUCCUUCGGGCCUCAUGCCGGGAAGCUGGUCGCGAUCGUAGAUGUUAUCGAUCAGAACAGGGCUUUGGUUGAUGGACCUUGCACUCGAGUAAGGAGACAGGCUAUGCCUUUCAAAUGCAUGCAGCUCACUGACUUCAUCCUGAAGUUCCCACACAGUGCCCGCCAGAAGUAUGUUCGACAAGCCUGGGAGAAGGCAGAUAUCAAUACAAAGUGGGCAGCCACAAGAUGGGCCAAGAAGAUUGAAGCCAGAGAAAAGAAAGCCAAGAUGACAGAUUUUGAUCGUUACAAAGUAAUGAAGGCAAAGAAAAUGAGGAACCGAAUAAUCAAGCUUGAAGUUAAGAAGCUCCAAAAGGCAGCUCUCCUGAAAGCUUCUCCCAAAAAAGCACCUGCUGCUAAAGGUGCCGCUGCAGCUGCAGCAGCUGCUGCAAAGGUUCCAGCAAAAAAGGUGACCGCUGCAGGCAAGAAGGCUCCAGGCCAGAAGGUUCCCGCCCAGAAACCUGCAGGCCAGAAGGCAGCGCCUCCAAAAGCUCAAAAGGGUCCGAAAGCCCCAGCCCAGAAAGCACCUGCUGCUCCCAAGGCAUCUGGCAAGAAAGCAUGAGAACACGAGGGGCUACUAUAAACGUAUAAUAAAGGUUCUUUUUAACACACUG
Myotis lucifugus (little brown bat) is the source of this 970-nucleotide messenger RNA. It is a transcript of the gene RPL14, whose product is annotated as ribosomal protein L14. The coding region runs from base 16 to 918 and encodes 300 amino acids. Gene Ontology annotation, cellular component: ribosome; cytosolic large ribosomal subunit. The record is from RefSeq and is a predicted model, not a curated record. The transcript is spliced from 6 exons. Gene Ontology annotation, biological process: translation; ribosomal large subunit biogenesis. Gene Ontology annotation, molecular function: structural constituent of ribosome; RNA binding. Lineage: Eukaryota; Metazoa; Chordata; Mammalia; Chiroptera; Vespertilionidae.